AUGGCUGGGGGAAUCAGCGAGAAAGCGUCAGCGUUAACUCUGGAGGAGAUGGGAAAAGCGAAAAAUCCGGUUGACUUCUACCGACAGUACAUUGCGGAGAGACUGGCGCCGAUUGUGAACCGAAAAGAUACCGAACUGGUACCACUGCUACAAUGGACAGCAACUCUAGACAAGGGAGACCUCAUGUUACCAGUUCCUGCUCUACGAGUCAAGGGUAAACCUCCUCAAGACCAGGCCAGAGAGAUUGUUGACGCGUUUCCCAAGACUGACGAUACCGUUGUGACGGCCUCACAAGCUGGUCCGUUUGUACAGUUCUUUUUUAAGCCGGAUCAUCUUGUUAAGCUUGUUAUUCCGGAGAUUCUCACCUCGACCAAGGCGUAUGGAUCCAAUCCCACCCCCGGCCUCAAGGAUCCCUCGGAUCUUUCCACAGGCCAAAAGAAGGUCAUUGUGGAAUUUUCAUCCCCCAAUAUUGCCAAAGAGUUCCAUGCUGGCCAUCUUCGAAGUACCAUCAUUGGCGGUUUUCUGGCAAAGCUCUUCGCCACCAUGGGCUGGGAGGUCUUGAAGAUGAAUUACUUGGGUGACUGGGGCAAGCAAUACGGUCUAUUGGCCAAUGGCUUCAAGCAAUUUGGAAGCCAAGAAGAAUUGGACAAGAACUCGAUCGCGCAUCUAUUCCAGGUCUAUGUGAAGAUCAGCAAGAUCAAGAGCGAGCAAGAUGGACCGAUCAACGAGCUGAAGAAGGAAAUCAAAGAGAAGAAAGCCAAGGGCGAAGAUGUGACUGCGCUAGAACAGAGGCUGGCCCCUUUAGUCGAGGCGAGUGAAGACGAAAAGGCCCGAAAAUACUUCAAGAGUAUGGAAGACGGCGACGAAGAGGCGCUCUCGUUGUGGCGGAAAUUCCGAGACAUGAGUAUUCAGAAAUACCAGAAGACAUACGCGCGAUUAAACAUUGAAUUUGACGUCUACUCGGGAGAAUCGCAAGUAAAGGCCGAAAACAUCAAGAAAGUUCUUGACAGUCUGAUGGCGCAAAAAAUUGCGGAAGAGUCCGAAGGGGCCAUCUUGAUCGAUUUCAGCAAACACGGGGCAAAGAAACUCAACAAAGCCAUCAUCGUCCGGAAAGACGGGACGCCGUUGUAUCUCACUCGAGAUUUGGCCGCCAUCCUGGAGCGACAUGACACGUAUCAUUUCGACAAGAUGAUCUACGUGAUCGCAGAUCAACAGAAUGAACACGUGGCACAGUUGUUCAAAACGACCGAGAUCAGUGGGCACAAAGAUGUGGCCGACAAAUGCGAGCACAUCUCUUUCGGCAUGGUCAAAGGCAUGAGCACCCGAAAAGGUACGGUCAAGUUUUUGGACGAUGUGAUCCAAUCAGUCAAGGAUGUCAUGCUCGAGGUGAUGAAGAAGAAUCAACAGAAAUACGAACAGCUGGAUGACCCUGAUGCCGUGGCUGAUGUCCUUGCAAUCACUGCGAUCAUGGUGCAGGAUUUGACGGGCAAAGUUCGCAACGGGUACGAAUUCAACAUCAACCAGAUGACGGCAUUCGAGGGUGAUACAGGACCAUACUUGCAGUACGCCCACGCGCGAUUGUGUUCGAUUGAACGAAAGGCCAAUGCAGAUUUGAGUGCCUUGGGUUCCGCGGACCUCUCAUUGUUGAGGGAACCCCACGCUGUCAACUUGGCUCGGUCGUUGGCGCAGUACCCCGAUGUUGUCAUGAAUACCCUCAAGACACGCGAACCAGCGACAGUGCUGACUUAUCUAUUCAAAAUGGCCCAUGCCUUAAGCUCAAGUUACGACCAGUUACAAGUUGUGGGGAGCGAGCCGGAGCUGCAGAAGGCUCGUUUGGCAUUGUACGAGGCUGCCCGACAAGUCUUGUGGAAUGGGAUGACUUUGCUCGGUCUAUCCCCGGUGGAGCGGAUGUGA
This is a messenger RNA of Rhinocladiella mackenziei CBS 650.93, 1914 nucleotides long. Its product is annotated as arginine-tRNA ligase. Bases 1 to 1914 code for a protein of 637 amino acids. NCBI's taxonomy places the organism in Eukaryota, Fungi, Ascomycota, Eurotiomycetes, Chaetothyriales, Herpotrichiellaceae. Gene Ontology annotation, molecular function: arginine-tRNA ligase activity; ATP binding. Gene Ontology annotation, biological process: arginyl-tRNA aminoacylation; mitochondrial translation. The record is from RefSeq and is a predicted model, not a curated record. The transcript has a single exon. Gene Ontology annotation, cellular component: cytoplasm; mitochondrion.